Molecule: messenger RNA, 11282 nt
Organism: Schistosoma intercalatum
Lineage: Eukaryota; Metazoa; Platyhelminthes; Trematoda; Strigeidida; Schistosomatidae
Source: the annotation of a GenBank genome assembly
GCGGGUAGUUUGUGUGCUCAGUUUCAUUUUUAUUCUGUAUGCUGCUUCGAGAAGUUGCUAUUCUUUGUUUGUGUGAUGGAGGAGUAAUUUAACCUCUAUUAAAUUUAGGUUUGAAUUUUACAUAUCCGCCUGUCCGGAUCUAAUCCUGUCGCAUACUAACGCGUUUUCAACCAGUUUUAACUCCUUAUACUAUCCAAGUCAAUUAUGAGCUCGUAUUCGUCUCCGCGAACCGUUAAUGAUGCAGACAGUGAUAUGGACUUUUCCAUUUAUUCGCCUAGUAGCGAGUUUGAUUUGGAUUUCACGUUCAGAUCUUUAAAGAAAGGAGCUUAUAAUAAGGAAGAAGAUUUAAAUCGUAAACAUUUCAACUCACCGGAAUCAUUACUCGUUUUAACAGCCAAAGCAAUCGCUCUACACUUCCCAUUUGAGGUUGUUGAAUCCAGUCCAGUUACUGUGCCAGAAGAAUUGCAAAGACUUAUAGCCUUUCAUAGCUUUCCAACUGAUGAAGAUGAUAUAUGGUUGUAUUCCUGUCUUAGCAGUGGGGGUUCAUACGAAUUUGAUCAAGGUGAAGCAUUGUGGGCUGAUAAAGCUGUUAAAGAAUGUGUUCAAAUCGGAUUUCAUCUGAGCGCAACUGUAUUGACAAGUCUUCAUAUUGCACCUGCUUUUGUACCUCCAGCGAAUAAUGAGGAGAAUGGUACAAAUAAUAAUAAUAAUAAUAAUAAUAAUAAUAAUAAUAAUAAUAAUAAUAAUAAUAAUAAUCCUAGUUCCAUUGGUCAUUUCAUUCCAUAUGUUAUCAAUCCUAAUCCAAAUGAUGCACAUCGUGGACAGUCGAAUUUUGAAAAUUUUGGGACUGCAAAUGAAAGUACUGUCAAUAACACUAAUAAUAAUAGUAACAAUAAUAGAUUACGAAAACGUGGAAUUAAUAUUGAGCCUGAUUAUCCUGCUCAUCGAGUUUCAUUGACAUUCGAUCGACAGAGAAUAACUUCAUGCUCAUGCACGUGUACUUUCGGUUUAGAGGAAAGAUGUACAGCUGUUGCAUCACCUUCAAAUUUUGGAGAUAAUAAUAUGAUAAAUUUAGACUCCACAGAAAACGUUAGUAAUUCUAUCAAAUCAAAUUCGUUUGCCUAUCAACCAAUGACUGGAACAGAACCAAAUUCUGGAACUCUGUGGCAAUUUGGUGCUAGAAAUAGAUCAAUUUUUACAAAUUCUCAUAUUAACUCACGCCAAAUAUCUAGUCAACUUAAUAGUUAUUUUCCAAAUAGUAAUUGUUUAUCAAAAAAUUCAUGUAAUCAAACAUCUCCCAACAGUCGUCGUUCUUGGUUGUUUAAUCAACAUAUUGUAAAUCAAAAUAACAUACGUAAUGAUUUAAUGCCGACAAAUGGGCAAAAUCCUACAGGAACAUGGUGUUCACAUGUUGUUGCCACAUGUUUAAUGCGUAUUCGACAACCUGAUAAAGUUUUAUUACGUGCUCCUAUAUCAGAGUCUCUGUCAAAAUUAAGUAGAGAAGAUUUACAAAAAUUUGCUCAAAAUUUAAUUUGUCACGUAGGCCCUAGAAAGAUUUUACCAGCUGCACAGCUUAUUCUAGACCAGUUAUUGGCUGCUACAAAUAAUCCUAUUAAAAAUUCUGCUGGAGCACCUGAUCCAACCGUCGGUGGAGCUUUGGGAGAUGCAGCAGCGUGGUGUUUUGAUGGUGGUGUAUUAGAAGAAAAAUUACGAGUUACACUGCGUAGAUUUUGGGCUCCACGACCUGUAUUAUAUAGUGAUAUUGGAUCACUAAGUUUUAAUUCACCUACGGAAGUAGAGAAUUUUCACUGUAUACUUCGUUCUUAUCGUGCCAACGAACCACGUGGCCUUUGGGCAUUACUAUCAUUUAUUAGAGAUAUGAUGAGAAGACAAGAUAAUAAUGGUGUUUUACUCUUAGAAAUUGUUACACGAUGCAUUUUAGAUAUGAAUGAGGUUAUGUUUUGGUGGUGUACUGUUCAAACUAAUCCUUGUCACUUUCCUGAAAGUGUAUCUGUUCGUCAAAAACAAACUCAGUGUGUUGCUGUUUGGUUAUGUGAAGAAAUUGUUCAACUUUGGAGUUUAGCUUGUUUAAAUCCCGAACUUCGACCAAUUUUAAAUUAUGUCAAUCAUAAAUCAUUGUCACCGUCAUCAUCAUGUGGAAAUGGUUUAUUUUCUACUGAAAAUUGUAAAUCUUAUUCAGAUUGUUGUUGGCUUUUACAAAAAAUUGCUCAUAGACUACAAGCAUUUCAUGCAUUCGCUUUAAAACAAGCUGAUAUUCAAAUAAAUUUAACAAGUACUGCUAAAAAUUCUAUGACUAUGGUUUGGUGUGAUACAUUAGGCAAUGGAUUAUUUCCUAAUGAAAUAUCUUCUCAAGACGAUUCUGAUAUAAUACCAAAAAAUAUUUCAUUAUUUUCGGGAUUUUUACCGGCUCUUGCAGCUUGCAGACUUUCAUGGUCUUCCGAAGUUCCACCUACAUAUGGUCUUUCCAGUACAGAAUUUCUAAAAUUUAUGCCAUUAUUUUCUGGUGCACAUGUAAAUAGUGAUUCUGAAACAACAAAUUAUGCAGAUAUGAUUUUGAAUUUUUCAAAACAUUAUUACAAUUCAUUACGAAGUAACAAUAAUAAUAAUAAUAACAACGGUAAUCAUAGUCAUAAUUGUCCAAUGCAAUUAGAUAAUUAUUGGAGUAUAGAUCAAAUGAAUUCACAAUUAUUGAAUAAUCUUCCUUUACCUGAAAAUCAUAUUGAAUUUGCUUUUACAAGAUUUCAAGCACUUAACGCUCAUGGUUAUACCGAACAAGCCUUACAUUGGGCACGUUUCCUAGCUCUUCUAUUACUAUAUACCAGUAAUGAAUUUAUCAAUGACUGUGAACAAGUUUCUUUUGAGAUUGUUGGCAGAGUAAAAUAUCAGUCUUCUGAAACUAAUACUACUAAUCAUGUAGCUAAUAUCAGUCGAAACACAGACAAUUCACAUAGAACUAAUCAACAAGAUUCAUGUCCUGCUAACUAUCAGUCUAAUUCACGCGGUCAACAGAAAUCAGUGCCUGCAAGUACAGUGUCAAGUUCAUGGAGUUCAAAUGGUAUACCUGGGGGUAUAGGUAAUAGUAGUGGUGGUGUUGGUAUAGGCGGUAGUUCAAAUCCUCGAAAGAAUUCACGAAAUGGACGUUCUAAGAAAACUGGUGCAUGUUCAAACACAAAUAAUCCCCGAGAAGCGACAGAAAAAUUUACAAAUUCAAUUAAAUUACAUCCAUUAGGUAAAAAAUUAUCCAUUGAUUACACUAAAAAGGCUAUUCGUUGGUUGGAUCAAAUACGUUGUAUCAUGGAGUGCCUUUCAAAUGCACACAAGGAACGUAUCUUUAGUAUGCCGAAUUCUUCAACCAAUGGAAAUAUUUUCUUCCCUAAAUCAACACGCUUUGAUAAUACAAAUAAUAGUACUAAUAACAAUGAUAGUUGUAUAAAUAAUAAUAGUAGUAAUGCUAACCAUAAUACCACUGAUCACAGAAAGCAAACAGAAACUAACAAUAUUGAUUUACAUAGAUCUUUUGAUAUAUGGGAAUGUAUUGAUAUUGAGUUGAUUUUUCGUCUUGGAUUUUGUGCAUUGAAAUUUCCUCGACCACCAUGUUGUAGUCCAUUAUUAGAAGUGAAAUUAUUUGUUAUAGAAAUUACAUUACUUACUCGACUUUGUUUUUUACCGAUUCAUCUUGCAUGUCCACAUGUAAUAUCAAGUAUACGUAGUGAAGCUAAACAAUUAGCAUCAAAUUUAACAUUACAUCAAAAAGAUAUUCAUGUCCCAUUUAAUUUGGCCACUUAUUUAUUUCAUCAGUUGGUCGGUGUAGUUCGAUCGUAUGGGAAUUAUUUACCACCACAAUCAGCUAAUUUUAUCCCACCCAUUCAUCAAGAUACAGAAAAUGUUGCACCAAAUAUUAAUGUUUCACUAAUGGAGAAUUUUUUCGCUUAUCCAGUAUUGUCAACUGGUGCAGUACUAGCUGGAAGUGGUCUACCAUUAGCAAUGGACAUAUAUAAUUCCACUAAUGGAACUACUACUACUCAUUUGCCAGGAUCGGAAAAAAAUGAUCAUCCUAUCAAUGUUCGUAUAGCAUCAGAUGGAGAACUAGGUUUACAAUCUGUCUUAUCAGUAUUGGGUGUAAAAUCUCGUGUGCCGGAAAGAUUAUUCACUUAUUUUAUUGAAGGUCAACGUGCUCAAGAAGAUGCCUUAGCUGUAUAUCUGUUUCGUAUGUAUCGAGAUGAUAUAUCAAAACUUGAUCGAAUUCGUGCACGUUUACUUGAUCGCUACUAUAAUCCAUACUUUAAAUCUCCGCCUUUAUGGGCUUGUUUAAGUUUGGGAUCUCAUGAAUUAAUGAAUUUUCAAACAUCAAAUCUCGACUAUAAUUCAGUUCCUGAAGUAGUGGUAACAAGUAAAAUUGAAAAUAAAUUGAAUGUAUCACAAAACACCUGUGUACUGGUCGCUUCAACAGUCUCACUUGAACUAAAUAAUUUAUCACCGAAUGGUAAUAAUAGCAGCAAAACUCGAGAUGUAUUAAUUUUGUCUUCACCUUCCAACGCAAUCACUUCCAAAUUAAAUGAUAAUAAUUUAAUGGAUAACAACACACUACUAACUUAUGCUAGUGAAGAUCAAAAACAUUCUUCAAUAAUUAAACCUAAUAAUACGGUGGAAAAAAUGGCUGAUGACGAUAAUAGCGUCAAUAGCAGUAGUGUUCAUCAAGGGAACAAAAAUGAUAUAUGUCCUAAUUCCAAUAAUACAACAGAUUCAUCAGAUGUAGAUAAUAUUGGUAAAUUAUCUGAGAAUGAUAAACCAUAUGCUCCGGCCAAUAAUGGCAAUAAUAAUAAUACUCUCUGUUCGUUUGAUCCACUAUCGAUUAGUGAAGAUACAGAUACUUUAUCUGACUCAAAACUGGAUAAUUUACACUGUACUACUCUGUAUGAUGUUCGUAGAAAAAUAUCGCGUCAUUUGAACACAACUGAUACUACUACUAGUGCACCGGAAACAACUAGCAGUGAUAAUUCACCUGCUGUUACGCGUCGUUUGAUACUGAUUGGUGCUAAAUCAUCCGAAGCUCAAACAACAGAAAGUAGCGAUGGUGGUGGCGGUUGUGGAGUGAUUGCUGAACGUUACAAACAAUUGUCGUCGACUUUAUUGGAUCCAGUGAUAAUUAAUAAUAAUAAUAAUAAUAAUAAUAAUAAUAAUAAUAAUAAUAAUAAUAAUAAUAAUAAUAAUAAUAAUAAUAAUAAUAGAAUUUCUUUAUACGGAACUGAUAUUUCAGAUGAAAGUAAAGAUUAUAUUCAACGUAGUGAUAAUGUUAGACAAGUUUCUACAGUAGAUGACAAUGUCAUACAAUCACCUUUCUCUUCAUUCUCUGAUGAUGAAGUUGAUGAUGGUGAUGACGAUGAGGAUGAUGAUGACAAUGAAUGUAUUCCUUCUGAGAUAGUUACAAAACAAUCUGUUGCUAAUAAUAUGGGAGUUAGUAAUGAAAAUAAUAAUAAUAAUAAUAAUAGUUUACGGACAAAUUUCGUUCAGUCUGUGCCAAACAAUACUUAUAUCCAUUCAGGAUCUAAUUAUGAAUCUAGAAAUAAUUCAAAAUUUAAUUUCACGUCAAAAAUUUCAACGUGUUCUCUUCCUAUUAGAAAUUUAUCUACUGCAACAGGUCCAUAUCGUUUACGCAUAGGUUGGCAUUCACAUCUUAAACGUCCACCACCACAACCUUUAUCCGAUUCAAUGGCUUUUCAUGCAUUUCAAUUAGCUGAAACAAUUCGUGAAUGUGCUGGUGGCCCAAGUACCAGUGGAUCUAUGUUUGUAGCUGAAACUGAAGCAAACGAUACUGUUCAUCGUAAUCUCCAAUUAAUAUCAUUUCAAUUAGGACUUUAUGGCUUAGGCUUAUUCAAUCGUCUUUUGCCUUCUUGGCAAAAUCGUACAUUCUCAAGAAACGGUGGAUGGAUAAGUCAACAAGUAUUUGAAAUCGGUAUACCGGCUGCUUGUAUUUUAUAUCAUUCUUGGCAACAACAUCUUACAGCUGCAGAACUAACCGCUAUCUCAUUUCAAUUAUCAAGAACAAACAAUCGUUCUCUUGUUGAUGUUGCUGCAGAGUUAUGUCUUGCCAGUUUAUCAUUAUGUACAGCGUUAAAACCACAAGAAUUAUACAGAGCAUUAGAACAAUGCGGUGAACAUUCAAGUAAUACUUUAGAACGUGGUUUAUUAUGCGUCGAACGUAGCGCUUAUCAAUCAUCACAUGAUAUUUUACCAGAGAUAUAUUUUUUUAUAGCAAGAAGUUGGUAUACUUUAUAUCAUUCAACCAAUAAAGAAUUUGAACAAGCACUGAAUUCAUUGGAAUCCUUUAAUAAUUCCAACCCGUCAUCAUUGAAAAUUCGAAACGAUAACGAGAAUUUAUCCAUGUUCAAUAAAAAUAAUACUACAAAUACAAUUUUAUCUGACUCAAAUAUUCAUGUUUAUCCUAAUUUAACGAAUUCAAUUCAGGAAUUGACUAAUAACGAUAUUAAUAAUAAUAAUAGCAGUGUCACUAAUAAUAAUAGUGCUAUUAGGAAUAAUGCUACUAUCAAUACCGCUAUCACUACUACUACUAUUAAUAAUAAUAGUAAUAAUUCUAUCACAGAAAUGUCAUUAGUUUCAGAUUCGAACCAUGCAACUAGUGAUAAUAAAAGUAACAAUAAUAAUUCUAGCAAUGGUAUCAAUUUAACCAGUAAUGAUUUAGUUAAUGCUUGGUAUUAUUAUCAGUCGGUUAAUUUAUUGCCACAACCGAUUGUACGAGGUGAUCAACAACCUCAUCAUCAGCAUCAAGAGCAACCAAAUCAAUUGAUGUAUAAUGCCUCCAUGUUGUCCCCUGUGAAUUUUAAUUAUGGUGGUCUCCCACUUGGUCAACAACAACAUCAAUACGCAUCAUUUCCUUAUUAUAUGAAUGUGCUCAGUUUACAAACACCUCAGUCAUUAUCACAACAACAGACAAAUAAUAAUUUAUUGAAAAACAAUAACCCACAAUUACAGUCUACAAAACCACCAACACAACGACAACAGUCUGCUCAUCCACCACCUCAUCAUCAUUUACCGUAUUAUUUGCCGCAAUCUCAACAUAUAAUAUCACCGAUCCAAUCUAAUGUACCGUACUCAUUUGGAAUGUCAUCUCUACCUCCAAUGGGACCUGUACAAUCGCCUAGUAAUUAUUUUUUACAUCCACAGUUUAUUCCAAAUACUCCUCUUCCAACACCAUCAUCUUCUCAGUCAAUGAAUAUGAUUCCAAGUGGUCCAUUUGUCACUAUUCCACAUCAUAUAAAUCCAUCUACUUCACUGUCUCCAACUGUUGGGACUAACGUUCUGCCCUGUAAUUCGUAUCAAGCUUAUUCAAUGGAUCAAGCAAUGGAACCAUCAUUGUACGGUUUUAAUCCUGCAAUGACCUUACCAGCUGUUCAUCAAUCCAUGGUCUGUAACGUACUUGGUACUCCAUCUCAGCCACAAGUACAAGUACAGCAACAACAACAACAUCAAACCGUUGAGCCGGUUACGUCAUUAGCACCUAUAAACACUAAUAAUAACAUACACAGUACUAAUAACAAUUAUGUCAAUAAUGUUAAUUUGAAUACACUAUCUGAUAGUACAGUUAUUUCAGUCAAUUCACUAUCAUCAGUUAUAUCAUCUGCGUUAACAUCAACUCGUCAGUUGACAACAUCAAAUACUGCUUCUAGUUCUGUUGUUGUACAUCCAUCUAUGUCUGAUCAAGGAUCGAUUGUAUCUGAAGGUGAUUCUUGUCGAUUAGCUGAAUCUGUAGCAGAUGGAUUAGGCGAUGAAAACAAUCCAUAUUCUAACAAUAGUAAUUCUUCCGGUGAUUUGUCAGUGAAUAGUAACAAUAAUAAUAAAGAGAAAUUGUCAAGUAUUACAGCGAAAUCAACAGUCAGUGAAUUACAAUCUUUAAAGUUGAAAGCACAAGCUUAUUUAAUUCGAGCAUUUUUCUGUGCAAAAUGUGCCAUUAAGAAGAUAUCAGCUAACCAAUCUAAUGUGAAUACAAAUUUUACUCGUCAAAAUCCUAUUACUGUUUCAAUGCCAUCAAGAAGUAUGCGAGGAAAGCAUCAUCAUUAUCAUAUGCAACAAAGCCAUCGUGGAAAUUCAACAAAUCAUUCACAACGUAGACAUUUCAUGCAAACUGAUACUAAUAAUACUAACAGUAAUUGUAUGCUUUCAACUAGUACACGAAAUACCAUAAUAACAAAUGAUCAAAAUAAUUGUUUACCAUCGGAGAAUUCAUCAUCAUUAUUUCUUAUACCUGGUGCAUCAUCACCUUGUAGAGCAUCGAAUCAAGUCAGAAUAUCAUCAGCUAAUGUUAACUCAGAUUUUAAUUUGAUCAAUGCUACUACUUCUACUACUACUACCACUACUAAUACUAAUACCAAUUCAAAAUCAUGUAGUGCACAUAUACUGUGGACUUUAGAUGUCGCCAGUAGUUUAGGUCCGUUGGCUGUGAAUGAAUAUUGUGAUUUAGUUUUACAAUGUGUCAAUUGUCCUUUGUUAAUGGAACAAAUCACUUCGAAAGUUAUUGACUAUUUUGAAAAAUAUACAAAAACGCAUACACCAUCUUGUAGCGUUAAUAAUGGCAGAGGCGGCCUAGCCAAUAUGCAACAAACCUACAUCGAUGUUUCCUCACCAAAUAGAGGCAUUUCUGAUAACAGUGAUAAAAAUUUAAACUUUUGUUCAAAUAUAUCUCAAAAUUUUGUCAAUCAAUCUCAUAUUCCUAAUCAGUUAUGGACGACUUCAUUGGCCUCUGUUAUUCCUGCAUCUAAUUGGACAACCAAUUCCAAUCCCCAUAAUCUGCACGAUGUUGUUCAUCCUCUGAUUUCUUUACCUUUUCCUCAUUCUGAUCCCAAUAACAUGAAUUCCACGUUUAAUUAUCAUUCUUUCAUACCACCAUCAAUACUUCCACCGAAUAAUCCAUCUUGGUCACAUUCGUCUGUACGACCUGUCAGUUAUCCUAUACUACGACAGAAUUUAUGUUCUAAACAAUUACAGGAAAACAUUUGUCGUUUUAAACAAAUGAAUUUAAAUUCUGAGUCAAAUAUAAAUGCUAGUCCGUACAUUCUUUCCAACAAUAAACCAAAUAAUUUAAAUGUUGGUUUAAAUCAAUUACCUUUUUAUAAUCAGCAGACAAAUUUAUGGCCAAUCAACCCACUGUCUUGUAUUCGUCCUGUUCCUGCUCCUCCACCCCAUACAGUAACACCUAGUCCUCUGACACAUCAUCAUCAAAAUGACUUGUAUCUGAAUUCAGUGAUGACAACAGCAACAACGGGAACACUAGGAAUUCAUCAUGACAGUUACACCACAAUAGAUGAAUCAAUAAAACCAAAAUCAGUUGAAUUUAGCGGUAGAGAUGUAAUAGAAAAUUUGAUUAAUCAUACACACACAUUAUUUCAAAAAUAUAUUGAUCAAAGACUUCAGUAUAUUGGACAAAGUCAAGCUGAGUGGGAUGAAUUCGUUGAUUUAAUUUUAAAAGCGUAUAACGUUCACUUAAGUAUGCCCGCUAUUGAUUGCGGUUUACAUUGGAAUAACUUACUGACACGUAUUCGUCGUCAUCAAAAGUGUAGUCCAGCUUUGUGGCAGCGUAUUUUAGCUGGUAUACAAACCGCUGAUUUAAAAAGAUCAACUUAAAUUCUUUUCAAUCUUUUUUCGUUUUAAUUGUUCGUUGUCCUUUGCUCAUAAUUUCCUUUCUCAUUGGCAGUUGUUAUUUAUAUUCCUUGUGUGUAUGUGUUGACAUCUUUUUCGUUAUCGUAAUCACAUAAUUUUGUUUACAUCUUGUUCAGGAUACAUUUAUUCCAUAACUCUUUGUGUAUCUCUGUGUUUUAAUUCAUGUCCUCAGUACUCUCAGUUGUUGUUAACAUAUCUAAAACAGUUAUCUUCAUUAGUUAUUUUCAUCAUAAUUUUCAAUUUAGUAAAAACGCACGUACUCAAUAUAAUUUGAUUGUAAAACAGACAAAACAGUUGGGUUGAUUUAAUAUGUAAACAUGAACAACAAUCCUCUAUUCAUACACACAUGCAUCCUCGCAUACUUAUCCUUAAUGAUAGUAAUAAUAAUUAUUAUUAUUAUAAUUAUUAUUGUCAUUGUUAUUAUCAUCAUACUAUCUUCCCAUCGACAUUGUAUCUGCACACGUAUACGUAUAUGUGUAUGCAUAUCAGUUUAUAUUUCAUCAGUUUCAUCUUCAUUUUGAACAGUUAUAAAAUGUUACGUUACAAGCACUUUUUGCCAAAAAGUUCUGCCUUUUUUGUUAGUCUACGUUAAGCUAAAAGCAUGCAAACAUACAAUAUAUUAGACUAAUUGUCAUUGGAAACAGAAAAAGGCAAACAUGGUCACUUAUCCUAAUUGUUUUCUUCUUGUUGGUUGUUUCUAUUGUGUGUUUGCGUAUCAGCACAUUAACGCACAUAAUCUUCUUUUUUUAUAUUUAUCAGUGUAUUCAGGGUUUUUUUUGGGGGGGGGGGAAGACGACAUAUCACCCCUCAUCCUCUGUAUGUAUAUUCGUAUAGUUCAUAUCUCUAUGCUUUAAAUUGGUUGUAAAUGUAAUUUUCAUCGUCGUCGUCAUUGUUAUUAUUAUUACAAUUAUUUUUAUCGCUAUUUUUAGCAUAUAUUAUUUGCAUUUGCUCAGCAAACUGUUAUUACAAAAAUUACUACUUUUUUAGAAAAAUCGUUACGUUGCUUCGUUUUGUUUUUCUUCCAAAGGAAAAAAAACAGUCAAUGGUUUUCAUUUCGAUAUGAUGUGAUGCUUCUCUGUCUCCCUUUUUCUUUUAACUUUUAUGAAUAAAUAGGAAAAUAAAUGAUUGCUUGGUCAGCAAAAUAAUUUCCAGUGAAUAAAAUAGUUCAACUUUCCUUUUUUGUUUUUUUCUCCGUAUUUUUUGUUGCAAAUUUUUUAUAGUUUUUUCUCUGUCUCAUGCUUCUCUAAAGAGAAAGGUGUAAACAGUAUUGGACGUGAUAAUUCUUACAUUUCAGCAUUGAAACACUCUAAUAGUUGCUUGUUUUAAUGAUUAUUAUUAUCAUUGAACAUGCAGAUACUGCUAGAUAGACAAUGUGUCGUACUGAAUCAAUUUAUUUUAUCCAUUUUAACACAAUGAUUUAGAUGUAAACCAAUCUCUGUAAAUGCAAAGUGGUAUAUUAAGAUAAAUGGUGUACAACAAUUAACUCGUGAUAAGUGUUGAAAGUUGAGAAUUAGAUGAAAGUAUUAAUAAAGCCAUUCCAAAGGUAUCAUUUUUCUUUAUUUGCAUGAAUACAGAGCCUUUGAAUAAAA